Messenger RNA from Amorphotheca resinae ATCC 22711, 1335 nucleotides. RefSeq lists its product as hypothetical. Lineage: Eukaryota; Fungi; Ascomycota; Leotiomycetes; Helotiales; Amorphothecaceae. The coding region runs from base 19 to 891 and encodes 290 amino acids. The record is from RefSeq and is a predicted model, not a curated record. Gene Ontology annotation, biological process: mitochondrial citrate transmembrane transport. The transcript is spliced from 4 exons.
CGCUGCUCUCACUUCACUAUGGGCGAGCAAAAAGGUAAAUCUCCGACACCUCCUAUAGUGUCUGUCAUCUCUGGCGGCAUCGCAGGUGGCGUCGAAGCUUUUGUCACAUUCCCCGCGGAAUACGCGAAGACGAGGGUGCAGCUGAGGAGUGAUACGAAACCGCCACGGAACCCGUUCUCUAUCAUCUCUCGCGUCUAUCGACAGGAAGGUCUGCGGGCGCUUUACAAGGGCUGUGGUGUGCUCGUCGUCGGGAGCGUUGGCAAGGAUGCGGUGCGGUUUCUGGGCUUUGACACGGUGAAGAAUGCUUUCAAGGACCGCGAGACGGGGACCCUUUCCCCCGGCCGGAACAUGCUCGCUGGGAUGAGUGCUGGAGUUCUGGCUUCGAUUUUCGCGGUGACGCCUACUGAGCGUAUCAAGACGGCCCUCAUUGACGACGCGCGAGGCGCAAAGCGAUACCAAUCCACGUUGCACGCAAUUCGGAUGAUUCUUCGUGAAGAUGGCUUCGUCGGCCUCUAUCGUGGUUUUGCCGGCACGACCCUUAAGCAAGCUUCCGCUACUAGCUUCCGCAUGGGCUCCUACAAUAUCAUCAAGGAUUUUGAGGAGGUCCGUAACAUCCCUCAGAGCACUGCGGUUAAUUUUGUCAAUGGCUCUGCAGCUGGUCUCAUAACCACCCUCGCAACCCAACCCUUCGAUACCAUCAAGACGCGAUCCCAAUCCGCAAAAGCCACCACCACCGUAGAAGCCAUAACCAGUAUUCUGAAAGACGGAGGGAUCCGAGCGUUCUGGCGCGGUACCGUCAUGAGACUAUCAAGGACGGUGAUCAGUGGAGGUGUGUUAUUCACGACCGCUGAGGCUAUAGCGAAGAUUCUGAAUCCUAUGUUCGUACGAUGAUGACCAGGAAGAGAUUCCUUGAGUCUAGACAUCCGGGUUCCAUUAAACUUUAUUCAUCUAUACAUCUAUCCUAUGUAGAUGUCGGUUCUCUAUGUAUGUCUAAACUUAUCGUACGAGGAUUUGCCUUGGGGGUGUGUUCACAAUUCAAUUCUCGAAGCCGUUGUCAUCAAGCAUGAUGAUUGAAAAAGCGUUUGUUUGUUGUAACCCCUUUUCAGCAUGCUGCUAAUGGCACGUUGAUUGGGAAAUGGAUAUUUUGGUGUCUUUUCUCUCUCGCAUUUUUCCUUCACUUCGCCAGAACUCGGCGUUGCGAAUGGAUUGAGAUGGAUGGAUGGAUGCAUUCAGUAUCUAGAUAAGAGAAAAGGUAACUCGUCGAAAAAGAAAAAGGUGACUCGGUGAAUAGAGGAUAGCUAUAUAGUUAUUUACAUAUCAUCUCACAUACACAGU